AUGGAAAUCUGGAAAUGUACGGAUACGUACCUGCGUACCGACAGACCAAUGCUAAGGUCGGGGAAUGCUACUCGCGGCUACACACAAAGUACGCGCAACUUUGGGUAUCGAUACGUCUCCACGACCUGCAUGAUACAGAUGGAUCCACUCUGUACCUCUGUACCCGCUCCCGCAGUCAUCACUCUCGCACCAAAGACCGGGCAAGGGCCCGGCGACCUCACACCUCACCACAGGCUUGCCAACGCCGCAGAAUCCAACCGCACGCCCCCCCGUCCAUCUCACCACCCGUUGCCUUCUAUCAGAUCGUCACCGUACUUUUGCUGCGGUUUUUGCUCUUCGUUCAGUUUCUUCAAUCGAUUCCAAGGGUCUAGCCCCGAACUCAGUCAAAGCAAGUCAUAG
This is a messenger RNA of Colletotrichum lupini, 399 nucleotides long. RefSeq lists its product as uncharacterized. The transcript has 2 exons. The coding region runs from base 1 to 399 and encodes 132 amino acids. The record is from RefSeq and is a predicted model, not a curated record. NCBI's taxonomy places the organism in Eukaryota, Fungi, Ascomycota, Sordariomycetes, Glomerellales, Glomerellaceae.